UUAUGGAUAAAAUCUAUGGCAGCCCUCAGAAAUAUACCAAAAAAUACCGUGGCGAUGGUGGAGGUGCAGCUGGACCCCGACACAAAGGUUCCGCCCGGAAUGCUAGUGGCGUUUGCGAUCUGCACCACUAUGCUGGUGGCCGUGCAUAUGCUGGCUUUGAUGAUUAGCACCUGCAUCCUGCCGAACAUCGAGGUAGUGUGCAACCUGCACAGCAUCUCCCUGGUGCACGAGUCGCCGCACGAGCGCCUGCACUGGUACAUUGAGACGGCGUGGGCAUUUUCGACGCUGCUGGGGUUGAUCCUAUUCCUGCUGGAGAUAGCCAUACUGUGCUGGGUAAAGUUCUAUGAUCUGAGCCCGCCGGCGGCCUGGUCGGCCUGCGUGGUGCUGAUACCCGUGAUGAUUAUCUUCCUGGCUUUCGCCAUACACUUCUAUCGGUCUCUGGUGACGCACAUGUACGAGGUGACGGUCUCCGGCAUACGGGAGCUGGAGAUCCUCAAGGAGCAGAUGGAACAGGAUCACCUCGAGCACCAUAACAACCAUGCCGCCGGCGACAUCGUUUAG
Messenger RNA from Drosophila miranda, 561 nucleotides. RefSeq names its product calcium release-activated calcium channel protein 1-like. The coding region runs from base 16 to 561 and encodes 181 amino acids. Gene Ontology annotation, biological process: store-operated calcium entry. The record is from RefSeq and is a predicted model, not a curated record. Gene Ontology annotation, cellular component: membrane. The transcript has 2 exons. Gene Ontology annotation, molecular function: store-operated calcium channel activity. Lineage: Eukaryota; Metazoa; Arthropoda; Insecta; Diptera; Drosophilidae.